This is a messenger RNA of Verruconis gallopava, 2031 nucleotides long. RefSeq lists its product as uncharacterized. The coding region runs from base 66 to 1787 and encodes 573 amino acids. Gene Ontology annotation, biological process: arachidonate metabolic process. NCBI's taxonomy places the organism in Eukaryota, Fungi, Ascomycota, Dothideomycetes, Venturiales, Sympoventuriaceae. Gene Ontology annotation, cellular component: membrane. The transcript is spliced from 6 exons. The record is from RefSeq and is a predicted model, not a curated record.
CCUUCCUCUAACGUAUAAAUGCUCGUCAGAAGUUCGUGAAACUUAUUCAUCGAGUAUAAUCCGCAAUGUCGCCUCCAAGACGUCUGAAGAUCUUAUCGCUAGAUGGUGGAGGGAUAAGGGGGAGAUCAAGUCUCGAGAUCCUCAAGACAAUCAUGUAUAGGGUUGGGGCUAGCAUGUCGCCUCCGAACAUGAAUUUACAGCCUUACGAGUAUUUCGAUCUUAUUGUCGGAACGAGUACAGGCGGCAUCAUCGCAAUUAUGCUUGGACGAUUGCGCAUGACUAUUGACGAGUGCAUUGCAGAAUAUAACAAGCUUGGCGAAAAGAUCUUCAAAAACCGACGAGGUCCGCCUCACGAGUUCAUGUUCUCUGGAUCGAAUCUUGAGCAUGAAAUAAAAGGUGUCAUAGAGCGAAAGCUUGGCCCUGAUCAGACCGAUGCUCCACUUCUUGAUCCGCUGGGGAUUGACUGCUGCAAAGUUGUUGUGUGUACGUUGUUCCACCAAAAUGUGAACUCAUCAACACCGCAGCUCUUGCGAUCAUAUGUUGCUCCUCAUGACGGGCCUCAGCCUCCAUGUACGAUCUGGCAAGCGGCAAGAGCCACGUCGGCAGCACCGACCUACUUCAAGCCCAUAGAUAUAGGGGGAGAUCCUCCCACCAGAUGCGUUGAUGGUGGUAUGAAGUUCAACAAUCCUUCUAUCCACGCCCUUAAUGAAGCUCGUGACUAUUGGGGAAAGCGACGUCGCUUGGACCCAGCCGUCUGUGGAGUUGGUCUGUUCUUGAGUAUUGGAACCGGCAUGGCAAAAGUCAACCGGCUGGAGGCUGAGACGUUUGUGCAAAGAAUGUCCAGCAAAAUGGGGUUGCCGCCCAAGACGAUUGAAGCCAUGGUUGGUAUCGGUUCAGACACGGAGUCCACGCACGCGUCCAUGCUACGAGAAGACUCGUUGGACGGCUCGUACUUUCGCUUCAAUGUCGAGCAAGGCUUGCAAGACGUGGAACUUUUCGAGUACAAGAAGCUGGAGAACAUCGUCGUCGAUACGAAGAACUACUUGCAAGUUCGCACGCGAGAGUUGGAUGACUGCGUUGACAGGAUGGUGUCCUUACGUCUCAACCCCUUUCCAUUAGCGGAGAGAGACGAUCUGGAGGAGCAGUACGGGGCGAAAGGAUCGGAAAGAGACGAGGAGCAUCUAAAAAAGCGUCUGGCUGCGCUGAGAGACAUCAAAGUUGAAGCUUUUUACGAACAUGAAAAAGAAUUCGAAGGCAGCGCAAGGAUGUUUUCACAGACCGGGGACAUCCGUUCCCACGCGCCUUAUAUUUGGCCCUCAGUUGUCUUGGCCGAUCUCCUUGAUCGGCAAGCCGUAUUGAUGUGGGGUCACACGGUUCAACAACACCAUCUCGACAGUGACCCGGCAGUCAAGCUUAGCCACCAGGUGCUCGGCCUCAUUGAAGCCAAUCAAAAAUGGCACCAGGCUUUCGAGAUCUAUCGCAGACUGUUUCACUCGACCAGGCUGAUGUGGGGAAGAGAGAGCAAGGAGCAUUGCUGGGUUUCCAACAGGCUUGGCAAGAUCUUGCAGCGAUGGGGCCUCGUUCGAGGCGCCUUCGCCAUGUAUUGCAUUGCCAAAGACGGGAGGAUCAGGACGCUGGGGCCGAGGGCCCAUGCGACAGAAGAGAGUCUCGAGCGGUUUGAACAGACCCGUGUUCUCGUGCGGGAACAGGACGAGAGAUUCGAUCGGAACUCAAUCGCGGACAGCACUCCUGCGCAACUGUCGUCAAUAGUUACUGAGCUCGUAUAGCGUCAGCUGGUGGGAUUUCGGUGCUCCAUGCUACCCUUUGAUGGUUUCAUAAUAGGUCGCGCUGCUGCAAGCACCUGCCUUUUAAAAGCAACAUUAACAAUUUGAUCUUUGAACGCUUAUGUACUUAUAGCCAUAUGAUUCGAAGCAUCCAUGCUUUGAUGCUCAAGAAAAUGACCUAACUCUGGAAUUUGCACGAACGAGGAGCAUUAAGUGACAGCUCUCCGCGUCGCUCAUCACUGUCCAU